UCAUCCUCUUAUAUUAAUUUUUCGAUCACUUAUAUGUAAAAACAAUCACACUUUCCCUUGAGAUAUUAGCAGUUUCCCCUUGGUCCUGUCUCCUCGUCCACGCUGGUUUGUUUUGGUGCCGGGUCGUCACAAUUACACCCAGCAGUAAAGUGACCUAAAAUGCCACCCAAAAAGCCAGCCGCCCCUGAGCCCAAGCCCCUGAUUGGCCGUGUGGGCACCAACCUCAAGGUGGGCAUCGUGGGCCUGCCAAACGUGGGCAAGUCAACCUUCUUCAAUGUGCUCACCAAGUCUUCCGCUACGGCUGAGAACUUUCCCUUCUGCACCAUCGAUCCUAAUGAAAAUAAGGUUCCUGUGCCUGAUGCAAGGUUCGAGUACCUGGUUGAGUUCCACAAGCCUGUCAGCAAGGUGCCUGCCUUCCUCAAUGUGACUGACAUCGCUGGACUGGUCAAGGGUGCUGCCGAGGGUCAGGGCCUUGGGAAUGCCUUCCUUUCCCACAUCAAGGCCUGUGAUGCACUCUUCCACCUCACCCGUGCAUUUGACGACGAUGAUGUCACCCACGUGGAGGGCGACAUCAACCCUGUCAGGGACCUGGAGAUCAUCCUGGACGAACUGCGCCUGAAGGACAUUGAGUAUAUUGAGAGUGUGUAUGAGAAAAUGUUUAAACUGGUGGAGCGUGGUGGAGACAAGAAGCUGAAGCCCGAGUUUGACUGUGUGUGUAAGAUCCGACACAUGCUGAUGGAAGAGAAGAAGCAGAUUCGGUUUGGUGACUGGGAUACCAAAGAGAUUGAGGUACUGAACAGGCAUCUUCUCAUCACCAGUAAACCCAUGAUCUACCUCGUGAACCUGUCUGAGAAGGACUACAUCAGGAGAAAGAACAAGUGGCUGGUCAAGAUCAAGGAAUGGAUCGACACCAACGACCCCGGCGCCAUGCUGAUCCCCUUCUCGGGUGCCUUCGAGCUCCGGCUGGCGGACAUGGACGAGGAGCAGCGCGCCAACACCCUCAAGGAGCUCAACGCCACCAGUGCCCUGGACAAGAUCAUCGUGCAGGGCUACAAGGCGCUGCAGCUCAUGUACUUCUUCACCAGCGGCCCGGACGAGUGCAAGGCCUGGACCAUACAGAAAGGAACAAAGGCCCCGCAGGCAGCUGGCAAGAUCCACACUGACUUUGAGAAAGGCUUUGUCAUGGCUGAGGUGAUGAAGUUUGAUGACUUCAAGGAGGAAGGAUCUGAGGCAGCUGUCAAGGCUGCUGGAAAGUACCACCAACGGGGUCGCAACUAUGUGGUGGAGGAUGGAGACAUCAUCUUCUUCAAGUUCAACACUGGCGGCCUCAAGAAGAAGUGAGACUGGGCGUGCCUAGUGCUGAUAAUGGUCCUCUACAUCCAGAUGGCGGCGUGCUUCGUCUGCACUCAUCUGUGAUUUAAUUAUUUCCCCUUAUCAUUUUUUAACAUUAAAUCCUAAACAGUGGGUUUA
Eriocheir sinensis (Chinese mitten crab) is the source of this 1470-nucleotide messenger RNA. Its product is annotated as obg-like ATPase 1. Gene Ontology annotation, molecular function: ATP hydrolysis activity; GTP binding; ATP binding. The coding region runs from base 160 to 1341 and encodes 393 amino acids. Gene Ontology annotation, cellular component: cytoplasm. Lineage: Eukaryota; Metazoa; Arthropoda; Malacostraca; Decapoda; Varunidae. The record is from RefSeq and is a predicted model, not a curated record. The transcript has 11 exons.